Molecule: messenger RNA, 1920 nt
Organism: Manis pentadactyla (Chinese pangolin)
Lineage: Eukaryota; Metazoa; Chordata; Mammalia; Pholidota; Manidae
Gene: SLC22A31
Product: solute carrier family 22 member 31
Source: RefSeq, a predicted model, not a curated record
AUGGCCACGCCCCCGCACAAGGACGCCUCUCUGGCCACGCCUCCGCGCGAGGUUUCUCCGCCUGGCCACACCCCCACGAGGAUAGCCCGUAUGGCCACACCCCCGUUAACCAAGCCACGCCGAUCACGGGCCCCGAGGACUGAGCCCUCACCUGCCCUGUCCUGCGUGGGCCCGCCCCCUGCGCCCCCGCCCUCUAUGGCCCCGUCCGGCAGGCACAUCGCAGGCCACGCCCCCGGAAGUCCCGCCCGCCGUGGCUCCGCCCCUCAGAUCCGCUCCCGCGCCUAUGCCGCGGUUGAUAGCAGAGGCGUGGGGCGCUGCGCGCGUCGGGCGGCUUUGGCGGACCCGGCGCCUGCUGACCGCCACCUCGUUGCUCCUGGUCCUGGGGCGGAUGGGCUCGGAUCCGGUACUCCCCGAACCGUGCGCGCCCCACUUGCCGGCCAGACCCCGCGGUGGCUGCUGCGCAGCCCAGUCACCCAGCUGGUGUCCCUGCAGUGGAACCUCAUACGUGAAGAUGGCCGGAAGGUUCCCCUGGAACAGGCGAACCACUCCUGCUGGCUGCUGGGCUGUGUCCCCCUGGGCAUGAGCUGUGACCGGUGGGGCGCUGCCCAUCCCUCCUGCCUCCGCUGCCCUCUCCUCCAGCCCUCAGGGUCCUGGCCUGCAUCCAUGAGGCUUGAUUGCCAAGCUGGAUUCGUGGCCUCCCUGGUGCUGGCCACAGGCCUGGGGGAUAUCAGGGCCCUGGCUGCCAGCAUACCCACCCUGCUGGUUCUGCACCUGCUUCACAGGGUGGCAGGGGGGCCUUGGUGGGGGUCUCCCUUGCCCUCCCACGUCCUUGUGCUCUGGGGGUGCCCACUCAGGCUAGGCUUCCAACCCUGCUGGAGGGGGCAUGGGAGGCUGGCACUCGAGCUGAGGGUACUUCUCAGAAGGCAGGGGGCAUACUCCCCACACCGCCUGGCAGUCUCUGUGGGGCCCCUUUCCUCGGUGGCGGGCACUCUGCUGUCUGGCCUGGCCCUGCUGCCAUAGGACUGGCGCCUUCUGCAGGUGCCCUGCUGGCUGGCACAGGGGCAGCUGGCCAGAGCCAGAAAGAUCCUGUGGUGCUCUGCAGAAGCUGGGGGUGGGGCCCCCGAGGACCGCUCGGAGGAGCUGCACUCCCCAGCUCUGGCAAUGCCCCAGCCAAGGAGAAGGGGGGGCCUGGGCGCUGGAGGAGGGGAGAGGUGGCAUCGUUUAUGGCCACAAAGCCGGAUGUGCUGUCUGCGAGCAGCCCCCAGCCCCGGCACACCCAUCUCCCCUGCAUUCCCAGGGGCGUCAGAGCCAGCUUCCUCGGCAGCCUGGUCCCACGUGACCCGUCUUCUGCUGGCCCUACUUCCUGGUGACUGGACUGGAGGUGGCAGCCGCCACAUUCCUGCUCCUGAUGGGGGAUGGCUGGGGGCACCCCCAGUCCCGCUCCUGGGCGCUCUGGUCAUAGGCCUGGCGUCCCUGCUGCUCCUUGCUGGGCCCAGGAUGGGUUCUGGGGGGUCAUGGCUGGGGCUCAAGCUGGGGCUGUCCCAUCACCAGUGCACAUCACAGGGUCUGCGUGGCUUCUGCCUGCACAACAUCCUCUCUGCCUCCUUUGCCAUCCCUGCCCUGCUGUGUGCCUGCUGCUGCCCGAGAGCCUGGCCACGGGGUGCCAAGAUCACAAGACACCAACCACUUUUGCUGCUCCUACUCUGGUGGGGCCUUCUGCUGCCCCCUCCCCCAUCUGCCACCAAAAGCCAGGGGAUCAGAGCUGGAUAGGCACACCUCCCGUAAACAGCCACGUGUCAGAGCCUGCAGAGGUGUCCCUGGAGGACCGGAGAGCACCACGUGAAAGGAGAGCCCUGGGCACCCCAUCACAUAUGGAGGAUGGACCCCUCUAAGACUUGGCAUCCUCCCUGGCGCUUCCCU